This is a messenger RNA of Neltuma alba, 1965 nucleotides long. RefSeq names its product chromatin-remodeling complex subunit ies6-like. The transcript is spliced from 3 exons. Bases 1351 to 1728 code for a protein of 125 amino acids. The record is from RefSeq and is a predicted model, not a curated record. Gene Ontology annotation, cellular component: Ino80 complex. Gene Ontology annotation, biological process: chromatin remodeling. NCBI's taxonomy places the organism in Eukaryota, Viridiplantae, Streptophyta, Magnoliopsida, Fabales, Fabaceae.
GUUGUAGUAGUAGUUUUGCCCAAAAAGGGAAAAAAUGUUGUAAUAUUGGUUAUAACACUACUAGUUCCUAGUUUUAUAUGGUUACUUGAUUUUAUGAAUAAAUUUUAUCUGCGUAUAGUACUUUAGAUGAUGAUGUCCAUGUCUGUUCGACAUAGGAUCUGGAACUCCUCAUGUUGCUAUGUUGUUGCAUUUUACAUUGGGCUAUUAUAUUAUGUGAUGCUGCAUGCAGUCCUUGUACUGAUAUAAUGUUUAGGGGUUACUAAUGCUUCUUUUUACAUUUGGGUGCAUGCUACUGAGUUCUGAUGUCGAAGUAAUAUUGCAUUUUGUUUUUACCUUUUGCUUGACUCAGGUGGUAAGGGUGCCCAAAUAUUUGGGCAGAUCUCUUACCUCUUGGGUUCAAGUGUUGAAAAUGUAACGUAAGACUAAGAAAGAAAAUGUGAAAAACCAAAGAUCAUUAGCAUUGUUAGUGAUAGGAGAUAUGAAGCCAAUGUGUAGGCGUUCAUUCAUUGCAAUUAAGUUUGUUUCCAUCUUGAUGCGUUCAGUUAAAGAUGACAGGCUAGACUUUAUUUAUGAAAUCUGUUUUUACUUUUUCUGUGAAGCAAGAAGCAAUAUCAGUGGUUUACUCACGUUAUAGUUAGUGGAGACAGAAAUAAGUCUUAUAUAGGGAAUAAGAAAUGUAUUGAUAUCCUAAUUCCAAACGACUGAAGGAAAGAAAAAAAGGAAAAAUCACAUUCAAAAAAAGCAUGGAAGAUAGCAAUUAAUCCCCCUGUGUGCUGAACAGGAAAAUCCCUAUUAAACAAAAAAUUAAUUGAAAACCGUAAAGAAGCUUGAGGAGCAACUUCUUCCAUAUGAGUGGCAGCAUUAUUCAUUUAUUUUAGUAAUCAAGAUAGUUCUCUCUAGCUAUAGAACGACUGUUUGCGCAUAUUCUUGAAGGUUUGCCUUCCAUUACAAAAGCCUAUGUGAUGAUGAGCUAUUAGAAUAGUUGAAAGUUUGAAGCUGGAACUCAAAGAACAGGGUUUCUGCAUUCAAUUACUAAAAAUUUGUAUGAAUUUUAUGCCAUACAGGCUGAAGAAAAUUAAAACAAAUUCAUUUGUAAAACUGGGAAGGGAAGUAACAAAGCUGAAACAAGAUUAAUUCACUAACAAAAUGAUUCAUAUUUUGUGAAAGCAGGGGAAAAAACACUUCAAACCUGGUCUUUAGUGUUUAGGGGCAUGAUUCUGGUUUCUUACACAAACAAUUUGUUAAUAACUUUAUGUGUAUAGAUGGAUGCUAUUAUCUGUUUCUUAAUUAUUAUAUUAAUUUCUAAAACAUUUUUACCUUGAUAUUGCACUAAUGUUGUAGAAGCAAAAAAUGAUGGAGCCAGAGGUAGUGGAGGCAGAGAUAGUGUUGCCAACCUACCUUAGUUUUAAACGGGUGCAAAUGUAUGAGAAAUACCCCAAGGGCCAAUCCAGAGGCAGGCACUGGAAACAUCUUAAGCAGAUCAUUCAAUCUGAGAAUUACUCAAAUUACCCACCCGAUGAGCCUACUUAUAUCAGUAUUGAGUCACCCCCUUCUAUGCAUCCCUGUAAGAGAAUUUGUGACAUUACAGGAUUUGAGGCACCUUACUAUGAUCCUAGGACUAAACUCCGAUAUGCAAACGCCGAAGUUUUUAGAACAGUGAGAUCGCUUCCCAGUGAGUAUGUACAGAAGUACUUAGCUCUGAGGAAUGCUGCAGUUGUUCUUAAAUAAUUGUGUAGUAUUUCCACCAAGCAGCGUCCUUUUCCCCAUUGGCCUUUUGACUUUUUUCUGUUUUUGGUUCAACUUCUGAAUUGAUUUUGUAGGUUCUAAAGUUUGUUUAUAGGCCCAUUACUAUGUACAGUGGAUCCCUUGCGAAAAAAGAACGUCUUCGUUGUCAAUUUCAUGAUGUACUAAGAGGGUGUUUGGAUAUCCCAUAAUCACUUAAAAAUGUAUUUUCAUGCAAGUCGA